Messenger RNA from Trypanosoma cruzi, 591 nucleotides. RefSeq lists its product as uncharacterized. The record is from RefSeq and is a predicted model, not a curated record. The transcript has a single exon. Lineage: Eukaryota; Euglenozoa; Kinetoplastea; Trypanosomatida; Trypanosomatidae. The coding region runs from base 1 to 591 and encodes 196 amino acids.
AUGGAAGAGGGGGAAGCAAACAGGAGCGGCACACAAGGCUCCACCGCAUGUACGUACGGCGAGAGCGGUACGUCGUGCCUGCACCCCUCACGGAGGGUACGCACACGCACAAGAGGAGGUGCAGCGCACACAGCAACACAAAAGCAAAGUAGCAAUAAAAAAAGGAGAUCCACGCACACCACGUGGAUUGUUGGUCUACGGGAAGUGCAGCCAAUAUUCAUCACAAAGCAGCUUGUCAUUUUGCUGUUGUUGGAUACUGUUAUAAUGAAAGGUGAGUUGCGCAAAAACCGUCCGUACAAAAGUGGCAAGUAUUCCGUCGCAAACGGGCCGUCGUGCGGGCUGGGGCAGUCAAAAUUCCCAAUGAGGGCAUUCCCGCAGUGGAUGAAGCGGAGUCUCCUGUGGUCCGUCGGGGAUCAGCAGCCCGUGGCGUCUCUGAUGAGGCGGUGGCGGAAGCCCCUGGUCCAUCUCGAGUACCCGCGUUUGUGCUUCCUGCGUCUCUUGCCUGCUGGCAUGAUUGGCAACUUCGGUGGCGACCUGCGCGCAAGGCGCCUGUUAGGAAGACGGUGGCGCCAUUGUGGCAUCCGCAUGUGA